AGGCAAUCCAUUCCUAUGAUUCUUUUCUUUCUUUUCCAUUGCCUUCCCAGAAACAAAAAGGUUUGAUUGUUCUCAGCAAGAGGAAAAAUGGCAGGGUCUGACGAGACAUUUCCAGCUGCAGAUGUUAUAGGAGAAUUGAAUACCGCUCACAACAAGAAUAGCUUCCAAGUUGAUUCUGCCUCGUCUGACAUUGCAACCUCUAUUGAAACCAAGGAACGAGAUGAGGUGCAAAAAGAAAGAGAAAGAAAGGAGAAGAUGCAAAGCCUGAAAAGGGGAAUUAUAGUGUCGGCUGUGCUGGUGGCUGUGGGUGGUGCAGCCUUUGCCAUCUUCAGGAAAUUAAGAGAGAAAUAGAAAUGAACAUACCAACGGGCAACGGCUAUAUAUUUUGUUGUUAAAUCCUAGCUUCUUCUUUUUCUCUUUUUUUUUUUUAAUAUUAUUUUUUUCUUGUUUUCUCUAUGCUAAUUUUCUAAGAAGGUUCUGUCCAACAAGCAACGAGAACUCAACUAACACCAGAAAGAACAAUGUUGUGUAAUGGACAUAUUAAUGAAAUGAGAACUCUUGU
Messenger RNA from Rubroshorea leprosula, 562 nucleotides. The record is from the annotation of a GenBank genome assembly. Lineage: Eukaryota; Viridiplantae; Streptophyta; Magnoliopsida; Malvales; Dipterocarpaceae.